This is a messenger RNA of Drosophila grimshawi, 735 nucleotides long. It is a transcript of the gene Pfdn2, whose product is annotated as probable prefoldin subunit 2. The coding region runs from base 79 to 516 and encodes 145 amino acids. NCBI's taxonomy places the organism in Eukaryota, Metazoa, Arthropoda, Insecta, Diptera, Drosophilidae. Gene Ontology annotation, biological process: protein folding. Gene Ontology annotation, cellular component: cytoplasm; prefoldin complex. The transcript has 2 exons. The record is from RefSeq and is a predicted model, not a curated record. Gene Ontology annotation, molecular function: protein folding chaperone.
AUUAUUGGAGAUUCGGUCACACCUUAUCGAACUAGCAUUAAACUUGACCAGACAUCUGUUUAAAAAUUAACUAGAAAAAUGAGCAACGAAUCGCCCAAAGCCCAAAUCUCGCAAGAAAAGAUUGUUGCCCAGUUUCAACAGCUACGCAACGAACAAAGAAACUUGGCCAACAGUCUCAACACUCUUCAAAUGGAUCUGCGCGAACACAAAACUGUGAUAGAAACCCUCAAUUCGGCGGAUCCGGAACGCAAAUGCUUUCGCCUGAUUGGUGGCGUUCUGUGCGAACGAACCGUAAAAGAGGUGUUGCCACAGCUGGUGGAAAAUAAGGAUUUCAUUGCGAAAACCAUCACAAUGGUCACCGAGGAUCUGAGCAAAAAGGGUGUCGAAAUCAACAGCUUCAAGGAGGAGCACAACAUCAAAAUACGAGGCGAACAAAUUGGCACCGAGGCCACAAAGCCCACGGAGGCGGAGAGUGGCAGCAAAUCGGAAAAUCGCAAUGUGCUGGUGUCCAACUAAUGUCCCCCAAAAUAGUAAAGAAUGCCAAACAGCAGCAGCAGCAUCAUUGAUGAUGGAUUCAUUGUGUUUUGCGGCACUACAAUAAUGAUUAUGCAUUGAUUAUGAUUCUAAUGUUAUAUGUAAUUUUAGCAAUAAGGCGCAUAACUCCCCUUUAAAAUUCACCCAAACACACACACACACAUAACACGCCCCACAAUUAAAAACAGAAUGAGAGCUAAA